Molecule: messenger RNA, 2564 nt
Organism: Pseudogymnoascus destructans
Lineage: Eukaryota; Fungi; Ascomycota; Leotiomycetes; Thelebolales; Thelebolaceae
Exons: 2
Coding region: 338-1909 (523 amino acids)
Biological process (GO): fungal-type cell wall organization; carbohydrate metabolic process
Cellular component (GO): fungal-type cell wall
Molecular function (GO): hydrolase activity, hydrolyzing O-glycosyl compounds; glycosyltransferase activity
Source: RefSeq, a predicted model, not a curated record
CUACAGUAAAUCCCAUAAAAUACCGCUAAAAGUCACUUAAUGCCAGUCAAAGGUCCCCUUAAUCUCGGAUACGUCAGGAACAUCAACGCCCCCAUUCUCUCCCUCGCACCUCCCCCCUCAAAAUAAAUCCUGGGGGUCCGAGUUUGGCGUCAUCCCAACAUACCAUACUCCCAGCAUACUCGAUACCGCCCAGAUACUGCCCAGCACCCCUCUCCUCGGACCCGUUUCGAACCUCAUGCUUUCUUAAUAUACCCUCGUUUUUUCACACCGUUUCUCAAUAAUCUAUCUCGAUUGACCGAAUUUACACCCCGAUCAAUUACCACACCCUCUAUCCGCCAUGUUACCCAAUCUACGUGGCCUCGUAGGCCUCUCCCUCGUCGCUCUCCUCGGCUUCGCGACAGCCCAAACCACAACAACCUGCGAUCCUACGAAGGGGGAUUGUCCCGAAGAGCCUGCGCUGGCUAUGAGAUACAACUUCGACUUCACCCAGGAAUCCAACGGCUCUACCUGGAAUGUGGAGGCAGGCAACGCCGACUAUCAGAAAGACGGCGUUCUUCUCCCAAUCAAUGCAAGGAAGCAGGCGCCGACGCUUGUAUCGCAGUUCACCAUCAUGUUUGGCAGAGUCGAAGUCCACAUGAAGGCUGCCCGUGGGAAGGGAAUCGUCUCGGGAAUCGUCUUGCUUUCCAAGGAUCGCGAUGAGAUUGACUGGGAAUUAAUCGGUGGCAACGAAACCCACGUCCAAUCGAACUACUUCGGUAAGGGAAACGAGACAUUAUUCGACAGGGCCUUCUGGCACCCUCUCAACAAGCCCAUGGACGAGUUCCACAACUACACGCUUCUAUGGACCGCGAAACAAUUGGACUUCUUCGUCGACACUGAGAAAGUCCGCACUCUUAUGUACAAAGAUGCCCUCGAUGGCAAGAACUACCCCCAGACACCUAUGACCGUCAAACUGGGCGUCUGGGCAGGCGGCGACCCUGGCAACACGAAGGGCGUCAUCGAGUGGGCAGGCGGCGAGACCAAUUUCGACCAGGUGCCCUUCCACAUGUACGUGAAGAGCGCCGACAUUGAAGAUUUCGGCACCGGCGCCAAAGCAUACAAGUACGGCGACCUCACCGGAAGCUGGGAGAGCAUCCAAUCCAUCCCCGGCAACUCCACGCAGCGCCUCCUCCUCCUCGACAUCAAGCCCCCCCCAAAGCCCACCAUAAGCGACAAAUUCAACGCCCUCCCCUCCUCCUCCAAAGUUGCCAUCUACGCCUCCGCCGGCGGCGCCUCCUUCCUCCUCGCCGGCGCCUGUCUCAUCUCGUGCUGCCGCAAGCGCCGCCAGGGCAGCCGCGAAGCCAAAGCCUUCCGCGCCAAACAAGAAGCCAUGGACCGCGAAGACGAGGCCUACCAGAUCGAACUCAAGGCCGCAGGUAUCAGCCCCGACGCGCUUGGUCCCAGUGGUAUGACGGCCCAGGAAUUCGCUAGUGGUGGCGUCGUAAAGUCGCCCGGCAUCGAUCGCUCGAUGGACCCGCCUAUUCCUACCGUCCCAGCUGUGUAUCAAGGUGCAGGCGCGUCUAUUAAAUCACCCACUGGCUCUCUCCGCCCCGGCGCUGCGCCCUACGGCGAUGCAGCUGGAUUGCGCAGUCCCGCGCUCGCGUCCCCCGGCUACGCAGGCGGUGGGCAGUUCGACAACCCCCGCUCGCCUGGGCCGGGGGGGUACUCGGUGAACUCGCGGAAUGGGAGCGGGGGCGGGUAUGUGCCGGCGGCGGCGCCAAAUAACUCGACGGAGUAUUUUGCGCCGCAGCCGAGGAGCAAUACGCAGGGCUCGUGGAAUAGUGCGGCGGCGGAGAACAUGGGGAGGUCGGGGAUCUCGAAUUCGCAGAGGCCGAGGGGGAAUGGGGGGUAUGGUGGGGGUGCGUUUUAGGGGCCCUAAAGCGUGUUGGCCGCAGAGCUGGCGGUUACGAAGAUUUGGGAGUGUAGGGGAUUAAUGACUGGCGUUGGGAUGUGAUCUUUUUUGUAGGACUGAGGGGUUAGUGGUCGUGCGGUUUUAGUACUCCAGGGCCGGGUGAUAGAUACCAGACGUGUAGACGUUCGUUCUCGAGUGCCUCGAUUAGGCGAUGAUGGAUAUUUUCUCAUCCAUAUUUGAAAAUGGAGACUUUUAUCUCAGUGGUAGUAACUUCCUUCUAAACCGUGAUACUUCCUGUGGUGGUUGUGAUAACUGGGAAGCUCCAACCACCGACAUCACACCCAGAAGAUGUCGUAACCCCCAGUCUUGGCCAUAUUCAAAGCUUUCUCACAAGCAAACAAUCAUUUACUCUCCAUUUAACACCCCCCUCAUUUCUGGCAACCCCAUAUUACCCCGCCCACUACAACCAUGAUCUAACACCCAACGCGGCUACCCGCCCCAACCGCGCCACAGGCCCAACCGCCGACCGCGAUGGGAACGGCACCAACAACACCAGAAUCGGGAGGGUAGCGCCAACGAGGGGUAGGCAGCGCCAACACGAGGCAGACUGGGUGGUUGACGUAGGCAGACAGGCAGGUAGGUAGAAACGUGGGACGGGUGUGUUCGGUGGUAG